Molecule: messenger RNA, 3586 nt
Organism: Orycteropus afer afer
Lineage: Eukaryota; Metazoa; Chordata; Mammalia; Tubulidentata; Orycteropodidae
Gene: WWC2
Product: WW and C2 domain containing 2
Biological process (GO): regulation of hippo signaling; negative regulation of organ growth; cell migration
Cellular component (GO): cytoplasm
Molecular function (GO): molecular adaptor activity; kinase binding
Source: RefSeq, a predicted model, not a curated record
AUGCCUAGGAGGGCCGGGAGCGGGCAGUUGCCGCUACCCCGGGGCUGGGAGGAAGCAAGGGACUACGACGGCAAGGUUUUCUAUAUCGACCACAACACCAGGAAGACCAGCUGGAUAGACCCCCGGGACAGGUUAACGAAGCCCUUGUCGUUUGCUGAUUGUGUUGGGGAUGAGCUGCCAUGGGGAUGGGAAGCAGGGUUUGACCCUCAGAUUGGUGUCUACUACAUCGAUCACAUCAACAAAACCACACAGAUAGAAGAUCCAAGAAAACAAUGGAGAGGAGAACAGGAGAAAAUGCUCAAAGAUUAUCUCUCAGUGGCUCAAGAUGCACUCAGGACACAGAAGGAGCUGUAUCAUGUGAAGGAGCAAAGGCUGGCUUUGGCCCUGGAUGAAUAUGUACGAUUAAACGAUGCUUAUAAGGAAAAGUCAAGUUCUCGCACAAGCUUGUUCUCAGGAUCUUCAUCCAGUACUAAAUAUGAUCCAGAUAUUUUAAAAGCUGAGAUCUCCACUACACGGUUAAGGGUUAAAAAGCUGAAGAGAGAACUCUCACAGAUGAAGCAAGAAUUGCUGUAUAAAGAACAAGGUUUUGAAACAUUGCAACUAAUUGAUAAAAAAAUGUCUGGAGGCCAGAGUGGGUAUGAACUUAGUGAAGCCAAAGCCAUCCUGACUGAACUGAAAUCUAUCAGAAAGGCAAUCAGCUCAGGAGAAAAAGAAAAGCAAGAUCUGAUGCAGAGUCUUGCUAAGCUGCAGGAGCGGUUUCAUUUGGAUCAGAGCAUUGGCAGAUCUGAGCCAGACUUGAGAUCCAGUCCUGUGAACUCUCAUUUAUCUCUCUCCAGACAGACCCUUGAUGCUGGGUCACAAACGAGCAUUUCCGGAGAUAUUGGAGUGAGAAGUAGAUCAAAUUUAGCUGAAAAGGUCAGGCUAAGCCUACAGUAUGAAGAAGCCAAAAGAAGUAUGGCUAACUUAAAAAUCGAACUGUCAAAACUGGACAGUGAGGCCUGGCCUGGGGCGCUGGAUAUUGAGAAGGAAAAACUUAUGCUGAUUCAUGAAAAAGAAGAACUUUUGAAAGAGCUUCAGUUUGUCACUCCUCAAAAACGCAGUCAAGAUGAAUUGGAGCACCUGGAAGCUGAAAGGCAGCGGCUGGAGGAAGAGCUGCUGUCCGUGAGGAGCAUACCCAGCCAGGCUCUGGCCGAGAGAUUGAAAUUGGAAGAGAGAAGAAAAGAGCUGCUACAGAAACUUGAAGAAACUACUAAAUUAACUACUUACUUUCAUUCACAACUGAAAAGCCUCUCUGCCAGCACUCUGUCCAUGUCUUCUGGGAGCAGCCUGGGCUCCCUGGCAUCUAGUCGGGGAUCUCUGAACACCUCCAGCAGGGGGUCACUCAACUCCCUCAGCUCUAGUGAGCUCUAUUACAACAGCCAGGGUGAUCAGAUAGACAUGGAUUAUCAGUAUAAACUGGACUUCCUUCUGCAAGAGAAAGGUGGCUACAUUCCUUCUGGACCCAUCACCACCAUCCAUGAAAAUGAAGUGGUAAAGUCCCCCAGCCAGCCUGGCCAGAGUGACCCCUGUGGAGCGGCAGCCACAGCUACCAGCCACAGUCCCCCGCUGACUGAGGUUCCCAAGUCUGUGACAUCCCUCUCCUCCAGGUCUUCUCUUUCCUCUUUGUCCCCUCCUGGCUCUCCCCUGGUUUUGGAAAGCACAUUCCCCAUGUCUUCUCAUGACACCCCCCUCCAGUUCACUGCUGACUUUGAAGACUGUGAAUUGAGUAGCCAUUUUGCAGACAUUGGCCUUGGUGAAAAUCAGAUAUUGCUGGAUUCUGAUUCAGGAAUAGCAUCCAGGUCUUUUUUAGAGGAGAAGGACCUUAACGAAUGUGCUAGGGAGCCAUUAUAUGAAGGAACUACAGAUAUGGAAAAAACUUUACCAAGAAGAAGAGCAAUACACUUGGUUGGGGAGAAAACAGCUUGUGUGUCCGCUGCUGUAUCAGAUGAGUCUGUGGCUGGAGACAGUGGUGUCUAUGAAGCUUUCAUGAAACAGCCUAGUGAAAUUGAAGACAUGGCGUAUGGUGAAGAGGACGUUGCCAUUGUGGAGACUGCCCAGGUGCAGAUCGGACUUAGAUACGAUGCAAAAAGUUCAAGUUUCAUGGUGAUUAUAGCACAACUCCGAAAUCUUCAUGCCUUCUUGAUACCUCAUACUUUAAAAGUCUAUUUUAGGGUUGCUGUCCUUCCCUCCUCAACUGAUGUCAGCUGUCUGUUUCGAACAAAAGUCCAUCCUGCCACAGAAUCCAUUUUAUUCAAUGAUGUAUUCAGAGUGGCCAUAUCCCAAACAGCCUUACAACAGAAGACGCUGAGAGUAGAUCUUUGCUCUGUCACCACACACCGAAGGGAAGAAUGCCUGGCUGGAACUCAGAUUAGCCUGGCCGAUUUACCAUUUACCAAUGAGAUUUUUACUCUGUGGUAUAACUUGCUUCCUUCUAAACAAAUGCCUUGCACAAAGAGUGAAGGAGAAAAUGAGGAUUCUGUAUUUCAACCAAACCAGCUGUCUGUCAACUCUGUAGACUUGGAUGCAGUAUCAGCCUUACUUGCAAGAACAUCAGCUGAGCUAUUGGCCGUGGAAAAAGAAUUAGCACAAGAAGAAGAAGAUCCAGGGAAAGAAGAAGAAGAGCAAAGGGGUCCAGAUGGAAAUUGGUUAAUAAAGCGAAGAGAGUCCUCUGAUGAAAUUGUGACUGAAGAAGAGACUGAAGUUAAAUUGCCAGAGGGUAGUAGCUAUACAGAAGACUUAAAUUCAAGCACUAGUACAUCUGAGACAAAUGAAAACAAGAAUAGGAAAGAAAAUGAUUGUGCCAAAGACCCUGGAAGUCAGCAACCUACUGGAAUACCCACCCUGGUUGAUAAGGAGACAAAUACCGAUGAAGCAGUUAAUGACAAUAUGGCAGUUCGCCCCAAAGACCGCAGUGGCCUGAGUUCUCGACAGCAUCGUUUUGUGAGGAGCAGCGUGAUAGUACGCUCACAAACCUUUUCUCCAGGAGAACGGAACCAGUACAUCUGCAGGUUAAAUCGGAGUGACAGUGACAGUUCAACUCUGGCUAAAAAGUCACUCUUUGUGAGAAACUCCACUGAACGGCGCAGUUUGAGGGUUAAAAGGACUGUUUGCCAGCCAGUCCUUAGAAGAACAGCACAAGAAUGCCCAGUCCGUACAUCUCUAGACUUAGAACUGGAUCUUCAGGCAUCUCUGACCCGACAGAGUCGGCUCAAUGAUGAGCUGCAGGCCCUGAGGGGCUUGCGGCAAAAGCUGGAGGAACUGAAAGCACAAGGAGAGACUGACCUUCCACGGGGUGUGCUAGAGGAUGAGAGGUUCCAGAAGCUCCUGAAACAAGCUGAGAAGCAGGCUGAACAGUCAAAAGAAGAACAGAAGCAAGAUUUGAAUGCUGAGAAGUUGAUGCGGCAAGUCUCCAAGGAUGUGUGUCGGCUUAGGGAGCAGAGCCGGAAGGUGCCUCGGCAGGUGCAGUCCUUCAGGGAGAAGAUUGCUUAUUUCACCAGAGCAAAGAUAAGCAUCCCAUCCCUGCCGGCUGAUGAUGUAUAAAUUACAU